Acipenser ruthenus (sterlet) is the source of this 2194-nucleotide messenger RNA. Its product is annotated as metalloprotease TIKI2-like. Gene Ontology annotation, cellular component: organelle membrane. The transcript is spliced from 7 exons. NCBI's taxonomy places the organism in Eukaryota, Metazoa, Chordata, Actinopteri, Acipenseriformes, Acipenseridae. Gene Ontology annotation, biological process: negative regulation of Wnt signaling pathway. The coding region runs from base 358 to 1899 and encodes 513 amino acids. Gene Ontology annotation, molecular function: metalloendopeptidase activity; Wnt-protein binding. The record is from RefSeq and is a predicted model, not a curated record.
UCUUCAUCUUGUUUUUAAAAAAAAAAAAAUCCCACGUACUCUCCUGUAAACAGUAAAACAUAACUUCAUUCCGCUACAGCCAGAGUGGGAGACCAAUUCAGCAUUGAACAGCAUGGAGGAGAUUCGGCCUCAGCUCGUCAAUUGUGACCAGACAACUUAAAGUAACCGAGCCGGGCUACAGGAGCCUCGGAUAACACGUGUAGAUUGCUUUAGUUGUUUUACAGAGAUACAUAUCGAAAUCAGAAACAACAACAACAACAACACACACACACACACACGCACACGCACACGCACACGCACACACACACACACACACACCGAGCUGCCGGCUACAUCUUCUCCUUUUGGAAAGUGGAGAUGCGUUGCUACGCUGCCUUCAGCUGCCUGCUUGUGAGUGUGAUUCUACAAAUCGUUACACCCAACAGCCACAGCCAGCCCUGGCAAUGCGAGCGCCCGAAGUCGCCAAGUCAAAUGAACUCGUUUCUGUGGACGAUCAAGAGAGCACCCCCGUCCUACCUGUUCGGGACGAUCCACGUCCCCUACACCCGCGUCUGGGACUUCAUCCCUGAAAACUCCAAGAAGGCCUUCCAGCUGAGCAGCAACGUGUUCUUCGAGCUGGAUCUCACUGACCCCUACACCAUCAUGGCUCUCACCAGCUGCCAGCUGCUGCCACGGGGAGAGAGUCUGCAGAAGCUGCUGCCCCAGGAGCUGUAUCGCCGGCUCAAGAGCCACCUGGACUACGUCAAGCACAUGAUGCCUCACUGGAUGACCCCGGACCAGCGGGGCAAGGGGCUGUACGCCGACUACCUCUUCAAUGCCAUCGCCGGCAACUGGGAGCGCAAGCGGCCUGUCUGGGUCAUGCUGAUGGUCAACUCCUUGACCGAGGCAGACAUCCGCUCCAGGGGGGUCCCCGUGCUGGACCUGUACCUGGCUCAGGAGGCGGAGAGGCUGAGGAAGAGGACCGGGGCCGUGGAGAGGGUGGAGGAGCAGUGCCACCCACUCAACGGGCUCAACUUCUCACAGGUGCUGUUUGCUCUGAACCAGACACUGCUGCAGCACGAGAGCCUCCGGGCAGGCAGUGUGCAGGUCCCCUACACCACAGAGGACCUCAUCAAACACUACAACUGCGGGGACCUGAGCGCCAUCAUCUUCAACCACGACACCUCGCAGCUCCCUCACUUCAUCAACAGCUCCCUCCCCGACCAUGAGCGCAUCACAGCCCAGCAGAUCGACAGCUACUUCCGACAGGAGCUGAUCUACAAGAGGAACGAGCGCAUGGGCCGUCGCAUCACUGAGCUGCUCGAGGGCAACCCCGGGCAGGCCUUCUUCUUCGCCUUCGGGGCAGGUCACUUCCUGGGAAACUACACCGUGCUGGACAUCCUGAGGCAGGAGGGCUAUGAGGUGGAGCACACGCCUUCUGGACAGCCAGUCACAGAGAAGCCCUACCCAUCUGCAGGCAGCCCCUCAGAGACAGAGCUGCCCCCACUGAGGCACCCCUUGGGGACGGGCUUCCCUGAUGCAACACACCCUGAAGAGGAGCCCCUGACACCCCACCUGCUGCUCCCAGACAGCCUGAGCCAGCUGGAGGAGUUCGGGAGGCAGAAGAAGCGCCCCAAAAAACAGCAGCGGCAGCAGGGCAGGCAGCGGCAGUUCAACGACCUGUGGGUGCGCAUGGAGGACAGCACAAUACAGCUACCAAACAUCCGAACCACCAAGGGCACAGUGGAGGCCCCUUUAACAUCGCAGGAGCAGCAAAAACGAACAGAAACCCACAAUCUGCACCCCCCCAGAUGGGACCCCACCUCACCCUCGUCCCCCGCCCCCCCUGUCAUCCCCCCCCAGGUUGCUGUGGUCUGCCUGCUCGCUGUGCUCUUGCCCCAGCUGCUGCAGCCCUCCUGACCAGCAGAGAGAACCUCAACCUUGCAAUGGAGAGCAACUCAAAAAGACUGAGAAACUCACUGUACUUGGCUACUCUGUCAAGCAGGGACUUUUUUGUAAAAAAAAAAUGUUCAUACAAGAUAAUGUAUAUUUAUUCACCCUUAAAAGGAAAAGUUUAUUUUGUUGUGUUUGUGUUUUGAUGAAGAAAAAAGAGUGUUCUUCAGGCUGGAGGUUCUGCUUAGCUGCAUAGCCUGGCUCAAAAGAUACAUUAUUAGCAAUUAGUGUUUCAAUCAGUGGUUCUGUGCAAAUCAUUAAA